Camarhynchus parvulus is the source of this 4184-nucleotide messenger RNA. It is a transcript of the gene COPA, whose product is annotated as coatomer protein complex subunit alpha. Gene Ontology annotation, biological process: intra-Golgi vesicle-mediated transport; endoplasmic reticulum to Golgi vesicle-mediated transport; intracellular protein transport. NCBI's taxonomy places the organism in Eukaryota, Metazoa, Chordata, Aves, Passeriformes, Thraupidae. Gene Ontology annotation, molecular function: structural molecule activity; protein binding. The transcript is spliced from 33 exons. Bases 84 to 3749 code for a protein of 1221 amino acids. The record is from RefSeq and is a predicted model, not a curated record. Gene Ontology annotation, cellular component: COPI vesicle coat.
GAGGAGGAAGCGGCGCCGCUUCCGGGGCGUUCCCGCGGUGCCGACGUGGAGGUUCCGGGCUGCGGCCGGGCCGGGCUGGAACCAUGUUGACCAAAUUCGAGACCAAAUCCGCGCGGGUGAAAGGGCUGUCAUUCCACCCCAAGCGGCCCUGGGUGCUGAGCAGCCUCCACAACGGCGUCAUCCAGCUCUGGGACUACCGCAUGUGCACCCUCAUCGACAAGUUCGACGAGCACGACGGGCCGGUGCGAGGCAUCGAUUUCCACAAGCAGCAGCCGCUCUUCGUGUCCGGGGGGGAUGAUUACAAAAUCAAGGUGUGGAAUUACAAACUGCGCCGCUGCCUCUUCACCCUGCUGGGCCACCUGGACUACAUCCGCACCACCUUCUUCCACCACGAAUAUCCCUGGAUCCUGAGCGCCUCCGACGACCAAACCAUCCGCGUGUGGAACUGGCAGAGCCGCACCUGCGUCUGCGUCCUGACCGGGCACAACCAUUACGUGAUGUGCGCCCAGUUCCACCCCAGCGAGGACCUGGUGGUGUCGGCCAGCCUGGACCAGACCGUGAGGGUGUGGGACAUCUCCGGGCUGCGGAAGAAGAACCUGUCCCCUGGGGCCGUGGAGUCGGACGUGCGCGGCAUCACCGGCGUCGAUCUGUUCGGCACCACCGACGCCGUGGUCAAGCACGUGCUGGAGGGCCACGACCGGGGGGUGAACUGGGCCGCCUUCCACCCCUCCAUGCCCCUGAUCGUGUCCGGGGCCGACGACCGCCAGGUCAAGAUCUGGAGGAUGAACGAAUCCAAGGCCUGGGAGGUGGACACCUGCCGGGGCCACUACAACAACGUCUCCUGCGCCGUUUUCCACCCGCGCCAGGAGCUGAUCCUCAGCAACUCGGAGGACAAGAGCAUCCGCGUGUGGGACAUGUCCAAGCGGACCGGCGUCCAAACGUUCCGGCGCGACCACGACCGGUUCUGGGUGCUGGCGGCGCAUCCCAACCUCAACCUGUUCGCUGCCGGGCACGACGGGGGCAUGCUGGUGUUCAAGCUGGAGCGGGAGCGGCCGGCGCUGGCCGUGCACGGCAAUUCCCUGUUCUACGUCAAGGACCGCUUCCUGCGGCAGCUCGACUUCGGCAGCUCCCGCGACGUGGCCGUCAUGCAGCUCCGCAGCGGCUCCAAGUUCCCGGUUUUCAGCAUGAGCUACAACCCAGCUGAGAAUUCCGUGCUGCUCUGCACCCGAGCCAGCAACCUGGAGAACAGCACCUACGACCUGUACACCAUUCCCAAGGAUGCGGAUUCCCAAAAUCCCGACGCUCCGGAGGGGAAGCGCUCCUCGGGGCUCACGGCCGUGUGGGUGGCGCGGAACCGAUUCGCCGUCCUGGACAGGAUGCACUCGAUCCUGAUCAAGAACCUGAAGAACGAGAUCACCAAGAAGGUUCCGGUUCCCAACUGCGAUGAGAUUUUCUACGCGGGCACCGGGAAUCUGCUCCUGAGGGACUCCGACUCCAUCACCCUCUUCGAUGUCCAGCAGAAAAGGACUUUGGCCUCGGUGAAGAUCUCCAAGGUGAAGUACGUGAUCUGGUCGGCCGACAUGUCCCACGUGGCGCUGCUGGCCAAGCACGCCAUCCUGAUCUGUAACCGGAAGCUGGAGUCGCUGUGCCAGAUCCACGAGAACAUCCGGGUCAAGAGCGGCGCCUGGGACGAGAGCGGCGUCUUCAUCUACACCACCAGCAACCACAUCAAAUACGCCGUCACCUCGGGGGAUCACGGGAUCAUCCGCACGCUGGACCUGCCCAUCUACGUGACGCGCGUGAAGGGCAACAACGUCUAUUGCCUGGACCGGGAGUGCCGGCCCCGCGUGCUCACCAUCGACCCCACCGAGUUCCGCUUCAAACUCGCCCUCAUCAACAGGAAGUACGACGAGGUGCUGCACAUGGUGCGGAACGCCAAGCUGGUGGGGCAGUCGAUCAUCGCGUACCUGCAGCGCAAGGGGUACCCCGAGGUGGCCCUGCACUUCGUCAAGGACGAGAAAACGCGCUUCAGCCUGGCCCUGGAGUGCGGCAACAUCGAGAUCGCCCUGGAGGCAGCCAAGGCCCUGGACGACAAGGGCUGCUGGGAGAAGCUGGGCGAGGUGGCCCUGCUGCAGGGGAACCACCAGGUGGUGGAGAUGUGCUACCAGCGCACCAAGAACUUCGACCGCCUCUCCUUCCUCUACCUCAUCACCGGCAACCUCGAGAAGCUCCGCAAGAUGAUGAAGAUCGCGGAGAUCCGGAAGGACAUGAGCGGGCACUACCAGAACGCGCUGUACCUGGGGGACGUGGCCGAGAGGGUGCGGAUCCUGCGGAACUGCGGCCAGAAGUCCCUGGCGUUCCUGACGGCCGCGACGCACGGGCUGGACGAGGAGGCUGAGAGCCUGCGGGAAUCCUUCGAUCCCGAGAAGGAGACGAUCCCGGCCGUGGAUCCCGAGGCGCGGCUGCUGCAGCCGCCGGCCCCGGUGCUGCCCCUGGACACCAACUGGCCCCUGCUGACCGUGUCCAAGGGCUUCUUCGAGGGCUCCAUCGCCGGGAAAGGGAAAGGAGGAGCCCUGGCCGCCGACAUCGACAUCGACACCGUGGGCACCGAGGGCUGGGGCGAGGACGCCGAGCUGCAGCUGGAUGAAGACGGAUUCGUGGACGCCGGGGAAGGAUUCGGAGAGGAAGGAACGGGAAAAGGCCAGGAGGAGGGAGGAGGAUGGGAGGUGGAGGAAGAUUUGGAUCUUCCCCCCGAGCUGGAUGUCCCCGCCGGCCCUGCAGGAACGGCUGAGGACGGAUUCUUUGUGCCCCCCACCAAAGGCACCAGCCCAGCCCAGGUGUGGUGCAACAAUUCCCAGCUCCCCGUGGAUCACAUCCUGGCAGGAUCCUUCGAGACAGCCAUGAGGCUGCUCCAUGACCAGGUGGGAGUGACCAACUUCGGGCCCUACAAGCAGCUCUUCCUGCAGACCUUCUCGCGGGGCAGGACGACAUUCCAGGCGCUUCCCAGCCUCCCCGCCAUGUACGGGUUCCCGCACCGCAACUGGAAGGAGGCCGGGCUGAAGAACGCGCUGCCGGCCGUGGGGCUGAAGCUGAACGACCUGAUCCAGCGGCUGCAGCUCUGCUACCAGCUGACCACGGCCGGCAAGUUCGAGGAGGCCGUGGAGAAAUUCCGGCUGAUCCUGCUCAGCGUGCCCCUGCUGGUGGUGGACAACAAGCAGGAGAUCGCCGAGGCGCAGCAGCUGGUCGCCAUAUGCCGGGAGUACAUCGUGGGGUUGUCCAUGGAGAUCGAGAGGAAGAAACUGCCCAAGGAGACGCUGGAGCAGCAGAAGAGGAUCUGUGAGAUGGCCGCCUACUUCACGCACUCCAACCUGCAGCCCGUGCACAUGAUCCUGGUGCUCCGCACCGCCCUCAACCUCUUCUUCAAGCUCAAGAACUUCAAAAAGCCGCCGCCACGCCUGCAAUCCCUUCCGCCCCAAGCCGCAGCGUGUUCCCAGACGCGGAAGAUCCUGGCGGCGUGCGAGAAGAACCCCGUCGACAGCCACCAGCUCAACUACGACCAGCACAACCCCUUCGACAUCUGCGCCGCCUCCUACCGCCCCAUCUACCGCGGCAAAGCCGUGGAGAAGUGUCCCCUCAGCGGGGCCUGCUACAGCCCCGAGUUCCGGGGGCAGAUCUGCCGCGUCACCACGGUGACGGAGAUCGGGAAGGACGUGCUGGGGCUGCGCAUCAGCCCCCUCCAGUUCCGCUAGGAAUUCUCCUGGAGAAGGAAAUUCCCACUCCCCCAUCCCAGCUUUCCCCCCAGUCCCUCCCCUCGGCCAUUCCCAUCCUCCCUUCCCGGUUUUUCCCCACUCUGGAAUGCCAGACUGGGGUUUUUUUCCCCACAUUUAGCAGGAAUUUUUUUUUCCUUGCUCCCACAGCAAUUUUCCUGUGCUUUUAUCCCAAUUAUUUUCCAGAGGGGGAAGGCGGGGGGGGCUCUUCCCAAAUCCUGGCUGUGACACAAGCACCUCUGCUCCCCUUAAAAUCCCAAAAAACUGCUCAAAAACCCCUGGGAUUGGCUCUGUAAAUCCCGGAUCAGGGAAAUCCCGCUCCCUCUGGAAGCGUCUCCGUGUUUGUUGACUCCUCCUGUUGUUGCCAUGGCAACCCAGCGAGCUCCCAUUGUUAAUAAAGUUCGUUAAUCACCUGGA